Molecule: messenger RNA, 5538 nt
Organism: Apodemus sylvaticus (European woodmouse)
Lineage: Eukaryota; Metazoa; Chordata; Mammalia; Rodentia; Muridae
Product: keratin-associated protein 10-4-like
Exons: 2
Coding region: 1972-3048 (358 amino acids)
Source: RefSeq, a predicted model, not a curated record
UCUUCAGUCUGUGUGAGGCUGUCUCUGAAGGAAGACCCCUGUGCUGGCAAUUACAACAGUUCCUGUUGUAACACCACAAGUCACGUAUGUGUUAAAACAUGUCCACCUUGCCUCUGCCACCACCCAUGUACAGCAGCAGGGCAGAGAUGUUCCUCUCUGGAAAUGAGACUCGCUGGAAAUCUUCCUUCUUGGCUUCAUGCAGCCUGGAGACCACAGUCCUUUUUCAUGGCCUCCUAAUCACAAAACAAAACUGCUAAAGACAUGCUUUUUUUAUUUUUUAAUUUUGGUUUUUCGAGACAGGGUUUCUCUGUGUAGCCCUGACUAUCCUGGAACUCACUCUGUAGACCAGGCUGGCCUCGAACUCAGAAAUCCACCUACCUCUGCCUCCCAAGUGCUGGGAUUAAAAGUGUGCGCCACCACCACCCGGUAAGACAUGCUUUUAUUAAAUUUAUUUGUUUACAUAUUUAUUAAUGGAUGUGUGUGUGUGUGUGUGUGUGUGUGUGUCUAUAUCAGUAUACAAUACAAGAAGACGCUUGAGAACAGCUUGCAGGAACCAGGUCUCCCUUGCCCUGGUUCUCAGAGGUUGAUUGAACUCAGGUCAACCUCUGAUGACCAGCACCUUUACAAGCCAUCUUGCUAGCCCUGCAGCACACUUUUUAGUUUUCACGAUGAAUCUGGACUCUGAAUGCUUGAAUUAUUAUUGUUGUUCUCUCUCAGAACUUUGGUCUUACCUACCUUGAAAAUUACUAUAGCAAGACUUAGUAAACUGUGGCAUGUCUCCAGGAAAAGAAUUCUGAGAGUUAGUCCUCAGAGCAGGACUUCAUGACAAACAUGUGCCGGGCCUCAGACCAGAAGUUCAAGAUACAUAACUACAUAGCAUAGAUACAUAACUACAUAGCAGGUUUGAAGCCAGCGCUUGGCUACGUGGGACCCUGUCUAUAAAUAAAUGCACUGUAGGUAGCUCAUGGAAUUGAUAAUCCAAAACUAAGGCUAAGGCUGUCAGAGUUUGGAUGAAAUUGGAGGCUGCAUAAGUAAACUCUGAGGGUUACUGGUCUGAGCUGCGGCUCUCAGCCCUGACUUCACAAGGUGCCACCGUUUUUGUCCCCACACCAGCUUUAAAGCUUUUUGGUGGCCUUGACCUCCUAACCUGGAACUUUCACCUGAGCUGUGGCUGACACUGUCACUGUUUCUGAAUAAAAGAGUCAUGCUUUGACACAGUUAGAGGACACAGAGGCUGACGUUUUCUUAUGAUGUAAGAGCCUUUAGUUGCCAUGGCCUGCGAUGCACUGCAUUGCUGACACGUGGCCUCACCGUCACCGUCUCCAUGAUGGACUCAGCACAGAGGCAUCCCCCCAAGGUAGCUGUUUAUCUCUGCAGAAAGGAACAGUUGGUAGUUGGAGUCAGCGCAGACAGGAAAGCAUGAGACAGGGACUUAAAGAACUCACAGUACGUAAAGGCAGGUAGGGAGCAGGGUCUUGGCUGACAUAAGAUGAGAAAAGGGUGAUGCUGAACCGGGAGAACACCACAGCUGGUGAGCUGAGCUUUCCCGUGGGAUGGACACGUGUGCUCCGGACAGAGGAUGCUUUACAAAGGUGGGCCAGGUUCUCUAAGAACACGCUCUGUGCAGAGGCGGGAAAGCAUGGAAAGCGCUGCUUGGAUGAAUAACAAAAUGAACCCAACCUCCUACAUAAGCCAGCCUAAGACUCACAACCAUCGUAGCCACACUCUGAUCCAUGUGCAGAGAGGCUGACAUCUGCCCUCUGACUCAGUGGCCACCACUGCACUCAUGGGGCCUCUGUAAGAUAACAUCUCUAUGGGGACCUAGACACCAGGAACAUUGACAGAAAUCCUCCCUCCUUUCAUUCCUACUGACUCAGAUAUCUUGUUUCGGCAACACACUUAACUUCUCAACCAGAAUGCCUCUGGUAGCUGAAAACCUGCUGAUCAAGCUUUAAAAAAAGGCAUGUGGGCAUGUACUCCUGUGUGUGGAACUGCAGGUGUGCAUGCACCUGUGUAUCAGGUGGGCAUGUCCUCCUGUGUGUGGAACUGCAGGUGUGCAUGCACCUGUGUAUCAGGUGGGCAUGUCCUCCUAUGUGUGGAACUGCAGGUGAGCAUGCACCUGUGUAUCAGGUGGGCAUGUACUCCUGUGUGUGGGACUGCAGGUGUGCAUGCACCUGUGUAUCAGGUGGCAUGUACUACUGUGUGUGGAACUGCAGGUGUGCAUGCACCUGUGUAUCAGGUGGGCAUGUCCUCCUGUGUGUGGAACUGCAGGUGUGCAUGCACCUGUGUAUCAGGUGGGCAUGUACUCCUGUGUGUGGAACUGCAGGUGUGCAUGCACCUGUGUAUCAGGUGGGCAUGUACUCCUGUGUGUGGAACUGCAGGUGUGCGUGCACCUGUGUAUCAGGUGGGCAUGCACUCCUGUGUGUGGAACUGCAGGUGUGCAUGCACCUGUGUAUCAGGUGGACAUGUACUCCUGUGUGUGGAACUGCAGGUGUGCGUGCACCUGUGUAUCAGGUGGGCAUGUACUCCUGUGUGUGGAACUGCAGGUGUGCAUGCACCUGUAUAUCAGGUGGGCAUGCACUCCUGUGUGUGGAACUGCAGGUGUGCAUGCACCUGUGUAUCAGGUGGGCAUGUACUCCUGUGUGUGGAACUGCAGGUGUGCAUGCACCUGUGUAUCAGGUGGGCAUGUACUCCUGUGUGUGGAACUGCAGGUGUGCAUGCACCUGUGCAUCAGGUGGGCAUGCACUCCUGUGUGUGGAACUGCAGGUGAGCAUGCGCCUGUAUAUCAGGUGGGCAUGUACUCCUGUGUGUGGAACUGCAGGUGAGCAUGCGCCUGUAUAUCAGGUGGGCAUGUCCUCCUGUGUGUGGAACUGCAGGUGUGCAUGGACCUGUAUAUCAGUCUUCUUGGACACUAGCUAUACUGUGUAUGUGUGUACACGUGUACUUGUCUUUAUGCAGGAGUGCAUGCACUUCUAUAUUAGGAGUCUACUUGUACACUGGCUAUACAUACAUAUACAUUUACCUUACGUACAUGUACACAGAUAUUAAGUAAAGUGACAAAGGGAGGUCACAGCUUUGGUGUCACCUUUGUAGGUGCUCUAGUUUCAUAGCACACAUCUGUGAGAGAGACAAGGAGCCAUCCCAGCGUGGAGCACUUUUUAGCAAGCUCUCUACACUGCCCUCAGCUCUGCUCACUGUGACACCGCAGGGCCUUUACCUCUGACCUGGAGUGGAGCCUGACAGAAGAUGCCGGUCACAGCGGCAAAUCACACACUCUGGAUUCUGUGGGUGUUUUAUGUGAGAAUUCACAUCCACAAAAUCCAGAGAAUCAAAUUAGGGGUCUCCAUAAAACCAUGCUCCAUUCCUAGAGCAAAUGCACUAUUUUAUACUGGUUAAGAUACUCAGAUGUAAAAUGUUUGUGUUUACUUUGGUCACACUGUGAAUGUGAACGCAGUGGGAUAACUGUUCUUGCUGUUUCUUACUGGUUACAUUACAGUGAUAUAGGGUUGAAAUCUGUCCCUUCAACUUUCAGAAAAGGCACACAUAUCGUAUCUUAAAAAAACAACAAACCAUGGGUAGCUCAGCAGAGCAGUCAUUGCCUGGCAUGCUUCCAGCCCAUCACUCAGUUUUUCUCAAAAAGAUAUGAAAUUAAAUGAAUAAAUAAAUAAAGACUUAAAAUCAGAUAGACACAUGUUCAUAUAUGUAGAUACCUAUUCGUAUGGACAGUGCAUGAUUUGCUGUUGUCGAUGGUUUAAAUUCACCAUGUUGAUUUCCCCUAAAUACAUAUGACUUAUGAUUAUAAAACAUGAGUUUAAGGUCCACUCAAGGGUGAUAGAAAAGAUUUUUCACUGUCCUUUACGAAAUCCAAAUUACAUACUUGAUGAGCUGGGUGUGGUAUUUCACACCUGUAACCCCAGCACCUGAUAGGUAAGGCAUGAGAAUCAGGCAUUCAGGGUUGUCCUCAGCUACACAGCAAGCUUUAGGUCAACCUGAGCUGCAACCCAUGGGAUCUUGACUCAAAAGAAAACAAAAAAUCCAUCUUUUUACCAAUGAAAAACAUGGGAAUUCUGGCAUCCUCAAUUUCACACUUACACAAGCAUUGGUUAAGGAAAAUAGUAAGAGGCACUGAAGGAGUUCUCAGCCGUCCCGCCUUUGCCCUCCUCCUGCCAACUAAUGAUGGCCUAGUACUCUCUCCAGAUCUCACUGCGGAGCAGACUGUGAGCUUGGCAUCCACACAGGGAACCUGCAGAGAAGCCCCUGCCCAGUAUCCAGUCUUCAUCUCUGGGCCAGCAGUUCUAAUUCUUCCCAUCAGUCUAUUGAACUGCACUGUAGACCUUGUUCAUUUGCAAAGUAUUAAGUAAGCUACAUUGGGAAAUUGAGUCUGCAUAUGUCACGCUCACAUGCCAAACUGAUCCUGACGAUAACUGUACAAAACAUAGCAUCUAGCAUACUCCACACAGACAUCUCCACACAGACAUUCUGGGCUUCGUUGGGAUGGUACAUUUCUGCUCCACUGGGCAUCAGCUGGUACCCUCAAGGAGGCUGCAGCCACAGAUGCCUCCCCGGCCAGGGCUGUUGGCCCACCUUCCUCACAGGCGCUGACUGGGCUGGCCACCUUCCUGAGUCUAAGACAUCUCUAUGUCCCUUCCACUGCACUCCGUCCCAUACCUAAAUUUGAGAGCAUAAUCACUAUGUCAAGCCCAGACCAGAUCAAACUAUGGUCACGGGUAGAACGCCCCUAGAACCCAAAGCUGUGCCGGCUACAUUCUCUGCCCUCUCCAGCUCUCCAUCUCCUUGGCCAUAGAUGACCUGAGUUCCUUGUCAGCUGCCUUGUCCCGAGGACAGGCUAUGGUGCCCAUCGCACUCCUCUACACUGGCCUCCGCAGUCUCAAGUUUGCACUUUUAUUUUUAGCCCCACACUCACUGAAAAUACUCUACAGUUAGAUCAUAAAAGCCCAGCCAGGGCACAGCCACUCCAGGGACAGACCCUGCCGCCCAGUACCCGUGUCUCUCUCUGUAGAGGAAAUUCUCCCAAGAUUAAUUAUGUGGAUAAAACCUCCAGUCACAUUACCACAGCACAAAAAGAAAUGUUUACCCCGAGUUAACUCGAGAAGAAAUGGAGUCCAACUGAAGAGGGAAGUUUGGGGGCAAGCACCAGGAAAUCCUUUGGCCAAAAGUGUUGCUAGAUUGGGGAAGUGUCCCCAAAGGAAGUGGGAAACAUACGCAAACCAAAGCCCAGCCCCCAUGGGCACUUCCUCUGCAUAUUGUCUUCCAAAUCCUGUCCUAGGCCAGUUUAUCCUGGCAGCCACUAAAAACAGCAAGACUCAAUUGUCAUAAUAAAGUAGUUCAUUUUGCUAUGAUAAACGGUAUUUUUAUAAUCCACACCUCCUCCCACCUCCCCAAAAACCUUUUACAUUGUAAGGAAGGUUACAGCUUGUGAAAGGAAGGACCUUUGUCCUGGCCGUGGUAUUGUUGGGAACAGAAUGUUCAGGAAUCCAGGACUGUUUGCUUUAGCCAGAAUGCUUCUAUCACUGCAGA